Messenger RNA from Hyaena hyaena (striped hyena), 1723 nucleotides. It is a transcript of the gene CNIH4, whose product is annotated as cornichon family AMPA receptor auxiliary protein 4. Gene Ontology annotation, cellular component: endoplasmic reticulum membrane; COPII-coated ER to Golgi transport vesicle. The transcript is spliced from 4 exons. The coding region runs from base 1331 to 1567 and encodes 78 amino acids. The record is from RefSeq and is a predicted model, not a curated record. Gene Ontology annotation, biological process: endoplasmic reticulum to Golgi vesicle-mediated transport. Lineage: Eukaryota; Metazoa; Chordata; Mammalia; Carnivora; Hyaenidae.
AGCAAGAUUUUAAUUUCUGAGGCCUUGUUGCCUAGCUCUGGUGUGAGUGUUCUAGCCAUCUGAGAAUCUCAGUUAUAGCAGUUUUGAAAUUUCCUUCUGUUUCCUAUGUUAUAUGUGUUCCCUACAAGCUCCUUUCCCCUUGUGUUUUCCCCUCUCAUUUUGCGGGGGGGGGGGGGGUCUUCUUAAUUUCUGGUACACGGGCGUCUAUUCAUACUUAGGGUAAAGCACAUACAGAUUCACGGAGGCUCUGUGCAUGGGCCAGGCUGUGCGCCGACCUGCAGGUAGAGCAGCCUCACUGUGGGGCGAUUGGCGCUUACCUGGACCCUUGUCAGGCAGUUGUUUGUAUGUGUUUUCUCAUGUGCCAUUCAGUUACUCACAGGAGCCCUUUCCAGGCUCCCGCCGGGGGGCUGUAAGCCCAGUGUGGGUGUUCAGAGAGCAAGUUAGGGGGAGAACACCUUGCUGGGGAGGGAAGACCAUGAAAAUCAGGGCUUGGUUGAAAGUAAGUAAAGCAAAAGCAGAAGAAAAUGACGUGUCGCUUCCUAAGACUUUUGCCUCUGGUUUGUGGCUGUAAAACAAAGUUGACUGCAGCCUAAGGUAAGAAAGCCUGUUUGGAAAUGACCACUGGGGGCGGAGGGUGCAGCUGGUGGUAGUGGCGCUGGUGGUCAUGGUAACCCCGCUGUGUUUGCGAGUGCUGGCUCUGCGUGUGGCUCACACGGGCUGCCUCGUCUAGUUUGCAGCCUCCUCAGGUGUGGGUGUCCUCGUCCCCAGUUUACAGAUGAGCAAAUCGAGGCUCAGAGAGGGGGAGCAACCUUUCCUACCCUGCAUAGCUGAUAGGGGAGAGCAGGGAUCCCGCUCCAGGUAUGAUUGACUUCGCAGCUUACCUGUGUAAGCGUUGUGCUCAAUUGGUUACACUUCAGAAACUCCACGUUACAUUUUUAAAAGUGUGUUGAUUGCAAAUUAGGUUUAAGGCCUAGCACAUCCCUUCUUUGUUUACUGAAAGAAAUAUCUAAAAUCGAAAUGCAAGAGACCUGGGGCCAGUGUGUUUGGACUUACAUGUUAUUCAGCCACUAAGGAGCUUUGUGACCUGGGGCAGAUUACUUAACCUCUCUGAGUUUUGCUUUUCUCAUUUCUGCAAGCAGCAGUUUGUGUCUGCGUAAGUGUUCCUAUUAACUUCCGUGGAAAGGAAAAUCUCUCCUGGUAGGAGAGGAAGCUGGUGGAUGGAGGACCUGCGGCCACAGCUGUUGGCGCAUGAGCAGUAGAGUGCUGCGCAGUCAGCAGCACGCACUGGGUCAUUCCCGAGCUGAUCGGCCACACCAUCGUCACCGUGUUGAUGCUCAUUUCCUUGCACUGGUUCAUCUUCCUUCUCAACCUGCCCGUUGCCACUUGGAACAUCUAUCGGUUCAUCAUGGUGCCGAGUGGUAACAUGGGGGUGUUCGACCCGACGGAGAUCCACAAUCGGGGUCAGUUGAAGUCACACAUGAAGGAAGCCAUGAUCAAGCUCGGUUUCCACUUGCUCUGUUUCUUCAUGUAUCUUUACAGUAUGAUCUUGGCUUUGAUAAAUGACUGAGGCUGCCAGAGCCAUCUGCACCACCGAGCGCAGUCAAGAAGCCAGAGACCAUGUGAAUCAUCCUUAGAACCGUGACCAUAGCAGUAUAUUUUUUCCUCUUUGAACAAAAUAAAAUAUUUUUGCUGUAUUUUUACCAUAUAAAGUAUUUAAAAAACA